UCUCUCUCUCUCUCAUUCCCUCACUCUUUCCCACAAAACAAACUGAGUCUGAGUCUUGGAGCAGUGCUGUUUCCCAAAGACACCCCCCUCUCUUUCAUUCUCUCUCUCUUGCUUUCUUUCUCUCUCUGCCUCCUCCCUCAUCAUCACCAUCAUCUGUUGUCGAAAUUUUCACGCUCACCCAGGCAGGUGGCUUUGGCUUCAACUUUGGGGUUAGGCUUAAUGGAUGAUAUGGAUUCUUCUUCUUCCCACACCAACAAUAGCAGCAGCAACUGGCUCGCCUUCUCGCUUUCCAACCAUUCCCACCUCUUCCCAAGCGGUGGGAUUCUGGAUCAAGAAAAUGGAAGCUGUACUAGGGCAACUGCAGUAGCAGAUCAGCGUCUGGCGGUGCUCGGCGGCGGAUGUCCGAAGCUGGAGGAUUUCCUCGGUGCCGCCGGAAUCUCUUCCGGCAACGAAGGAAGUGCUGCUGAUGGAUUCGCUGGGCUUAGUAGCAUGCCGGGAGUUGAUAUUUACGACGACUCCGAACUCAAGACAAUCGCUGCCGGUUUCUUAAGCGGGUUUUCCACCGACAAAAGUCGGCAUCCCGCCACCGCGGCGCCGGUGAAGAAAUCCGUCGAGACAUUCGGCCAACGUACAUCUAUUUUCAGAGGAGUUACCAGACACAGGUGGACUGGAAGAUACGAAGCUCAUCUAUGGGACAAUAGUUGCAGAAGAGAAGGCCAAAGUAGGAAAGGCAGACAAGUUUAUUUGGGAGGCUAUGAUAAAGAGGAGAAAGCAGCUAGGGCUUAUGAUCUUGCUGCCCUCAAGUAUUGGGGUCCAACCACCACCACCAAUUUUCCUGCUUCGGACUACGAGAAAGAAAUGGAGGAAAUGAAGCACAUGACUCGGCAGGAAUUUGUGGCUUCACUCAGAAGAAGAAGCAGUGGGUUCUCAAGAGGGGCCUCAAUUUACAGAGGAGUCACCAGACACCACCAGCACGGCCGCUGGCAGGCCAGAAUCGGGAGAGUCGCCGGAAACAAAGAUCUCUAUCUGGGCACAUUUAGUACUCAGGAGGAAGCUGCUGAGGCGUACGACAUUGCUGCGAUCAAAUUCCGGGGACUGAACGCCGUGACCAAUUUCGACAUGAGCCGUUACGACGUGAAGAGCAUUGCCAGCAGCAAUCUGCCAAUCGGCGGCGCCAACGCCGUCAACAAAUCCAAGACAUCAUCGGAGUCCGACAGUAAGAGUGAUGGCCUCCCGUCAUCGUCGGAGGUCGUCCAAAACAAGGAUCUCGCCUCCUCCACGUCACUCCAUUUUCUCUCUCAGAAUUCUUCUACUCCCACAAUAACCUUUAGCGGCCUGCCCAUGAAGCCAGAACAGCCGCCGAACCAUCUCUGGGCCGCCGCUUUAGGGUACCAAACCCCAGCCGGCGCCGCCGUGGCCACAAACCCUAUGUUCCCGGACGCCAGUGCAACGCCCUACUGCGUGGACUUCCCCGCCGGCCGGAGUCAUGAUCAGAAUUUUCUUGCCGGCUACGUGUACUAUCAGCAGCAGCAAAGCAGCAGCAAUGGUACAACUCCUCAAAGCCCAUCCGCCGCCGUCGUUUGCACUAAUGGUACAAGCCGUGAAGCGCAUGUAGGGAUUGUGGGCAACAAUAACAAUAAUAGCAAUAGCAAUAGCAAUAGCAGCAACAGUUGGAUUAAUGCGCAGCAAGCUCCAUCACCAUCAACAGGCCAUACAUUCCAGGGUCCAAAAGCAAGUCUAUCGGCAUUUCAGACACCGAUUUUUGGCGUGGAAUGAAGAGGUGGAGAUAAAUGGUAUAGUAAUUACUAUUACUAUGUAAUGGUGUUUAGCUGUUGUGGGAUACAGAGUUGUAGCUAGGGGGGUGUGGGGGUAGUGAAUUAUGUUCACAGCAACACAACAGAUAGGGUGGGUGGGUGAGUGGGUUGGUCAAAAAAGUGGUGGUCUUUUGUUACUUUGCUUUUAAUGAUUAUUAUUAUUGUUAAUGCAUGGCAUGGAAUGGGGAUGGAUGAAUGGAUGGAUGGGACUGAAAAACAAAAUGGGAUUGACAAUCAUUACCGGGUCGGGUCGGGUCCUCCUGUAUGUCCCAACUGAAUCUUUCUGCUUCUGUUGUUAGGUCAUGGCGUUUUCAAUUCUCUCUUUGCUCUUUUACUGUUACCUUUUCACUUUUGUGGGUGUCUCGUUGGCUUGACCGACGACCGACAGUGAGUUGUGGAAUAUACUUAUGUUUAGGGCUAAUUGUGUUGAGGAGAGUCCCCUUGUGAAUGAUUAAGGUCAAUGAAAAUGGAAGAACUUUUAA
Molecule: messenger RNA, 2296 nt
Organism: Andrographis paniculata
Lineage: Eukaryota; Viridiplantae; Streptophyta; Magnoliopsida; Lamiales; Acanthaceae
Product: AP2-like ethylene-responsive transcription factor AIL5
Exons: 9
Coding region: 220-1776 (518 amino acids)
Biological process (GO): regulation of DNA-templated transcription
Molecular function (GO): DNA binding; DNA-binding transcription factor activity
Source: RefSeq, a predicted model, not a curated record